This is a messenger RNA of Solanum stenotomum, 1314 nucleotides long. Its product is annotated as ornithine transcarbamylase, chloroplastic. Gene Ontology annotation, cellular component: intracellular membrane-bounded organelle. The transcript has 5 exons. Gene Ontology annotation, biological process: L-citrulline biosynthetic process. Gene Ontology annotation, molecular function: amino acid binding; ornithine carbamoyltransferase activity. Bases 77 to 1201 code for a protein of 374 amino acids. NCBI's taxonomy places the organism in Eukaryota, Viridiplantae, Streptophyta, Magnoliopsida, Solanales, Solanaceae. The record is from RefSeq and is a predicted model, not a curated record.
AGAUGUAAAUUAUGGUUGAGUAGGGUUUAUUAACAAAUCCACUGCACUGAGCUUUACCAUCUGAACUUCUUUAACAAUGGCCGCCAUUUUCUCUCACUUAACUUCCCUCCGAUCACCCGAUGCCGCCUCAUUCUCCUCUCUCUCUAGCUCAGGCAUUCAGUCGUCGCGCUUUUCAGGCGUAUUUGCACCUUCUCCGAUCACAUUUCCAGCCACUCGUCAACGUGUCUCAUGCCAGGCCACCACUCCGGCAACAUCUCCUCCUUCGUCCGUUAAUGUAAAUGCUAGUCAGAAGGACUUUCUGCACAUCAGCGAUUUUGACAAACCAACUCUUUUGAACAUCUUGGAUCGAGCCAAAGAGGUCAAAGCACUUAUAAAAUCAGGGGAGAGGACAUAUCUCCCAUUUAAAGGUAAAACUAUGGCGAUGAUCUUUGCUAAGCCAUCCAUGAGGACACGGGUUUCCUUUGAGACAGGGUUUUACUUGCUUGGUGGGCAUGCUAUAUACCUGGGACCAGAUGACAUACAGAUGGGUAAGCGGGAAGAAACUCGUGAUAUUGCUCGUGUUCUGUCUCGCUAUAAUGAUAUCAUUAUGGCUCGAGUUUUUGCUCAUCAGGACAUUCUAGAUCUUGCUAAAUAUGCAACUGUACCAGUGAUUAAUGGCCUUACAGACUACAACCAUCCUUGCCAAAUUAUGGCCGAUGCCCUCACAAUAAUUGAACAUGUUGGUCACCUGGAAGGAACUAAGGUUGUCUAUAUUGGAGAUGGAAAUAACAUAGUGCAUUCUUGGUUGCUACUAGCUUCAGUAAUUCCUUUCCACUUUAUAUGUGCUUGUCCAAAAGGUUUUGAACCUGAUGAGGAAACAGUUAAGAAAGCACAAGGUGCUGGAGUAAGCAAAAUUGAGAUAACUAAUGAUCCAAAGGAAGCUGUUAGAGGAGCUGAUGUUGUAUACUCGGAUGUCUGGGCGAGUAUGGGACAAAAAGAAGAAGCUGCACAACGUCGUCAGGUGUUUCAAGGAUUCCAGGUUGACGAAGAACUCAUGAAAAUAGCUGGACAGAAGGCUUAUUUUAUGCACUGUUUGCCUGCAGAAAGGGGAGUGGAAGUCACUAAUGGCGUGGUUGAAGCGCCAAACUCAAUUGUAUUUCCCCAAGCUGAAAACCGGAUGCAUGCACAAAAUGCAGUCAUGCUUCAUGUAAUGGGCUUGUAAUUGCAUCGUCUGUUCUAAUACUGAGAUUCUUCCUAGACAGUAUUUUGUUUGGUGCAUUAUGUCUGUUCAUAUAACUCAAGGUUCUAAGUCGAGCAAUCUCUUUAUCUUCAUAA